This is a messenger RNA of Austrofundulus limnaeus, 2630 nucleotides long. It is a transcript of the gene scg2b, whose product is annotated as secretogranin II b. NCBI's taxonomy places the organism in Eukaryota, Metazoa, Chordata, Actinopteri, Cyprinodontiformes, Rivulidae. Gene Ontology annotation, cellular component: secretory granule. The transcript has 2 exons. The record is from RefSeq and is a predicted model, not a curated record. Bases 117 to 1913 code for a protein of 598 amino acids.
AACAGGAGGAGCUGUCCAAGUGCUGAAAACAGACGAUUCAGCGCCGCUUCUGAGGAGAUGCCAUACAUCCUCACUGCUGUCUGAGCUUUAUUACCAAAGGUAAUUUAUUGCCUAUAAUGCUGCAUUUCCACCACAAGUUGCCCGCGGGAGGAGCCGCGCUCCUGCUCGCCUUCCUCCUCCACGGAUGCGCGGUGCGGGCUGCGUCCCUCCCCCGCCACUGGCUCCAAGGCGGGGGCAGCGAGGGCCAGCCGGCCGCCUUCCCGCCCAGCUCCGACAUGAUCAAAGCCCUGGAGUACAUCGAGAACCUGAAGCAGCGGAACGGGGCUCGGCCCGAACCGGUGGACUACGACGAGGUGGAGAAGUUCAAGGUCCUGCUUCAGCUCGCCUCGCGCCAGGACGAGGUUCCCGGGGACCGCCAGGCGGCCCCCGGCAUCCAGAGGCCGGACGUUACCGCCGAGCAGUUGCUGAAGGCGAUGCUCAAGACCCUCCAGGACCAGGGCGGCAGAGAGGCGGGGUUCCCCGCCGCCGCCGCCGCGUCGGAGCCCCGGAGCGACCGGCGGACGCACAGGCACCGCGCCAAAGAGAUGCCCGGAGGCACUCCGGCGGAUUACGGUAACUUCCCCAGACCUCACAAGAAGUACCCGCUGAUGUUUGAAGACGAGGAGAACACUGACGCCUCCAAGCGGGCUACGGAGGACUUGGACGAGCAGUACACCCCCCAGAGCCUGGCCAACUUAAGAUCCAUCUUCGACGAGCUCGGGAGGAUGCCCGCCAUGCCCGGGCAGAAGAGGGGCGUGUUCGGGGAUGACGAUGAGGAGGACGGCGGGAACAGGUUCGGUCAGAGGAACCAGGCCUAUGAGGACGUGGCCGGGGGCGACGAGUGGGUCCCCGUGGAGGAAAGGGAGGAGACGGAGGAGGUGGAGAACCGGAGCCACGAGGAGAUGGACCGGGCCCUCGGCGACCAGGAGGAGGAGUCGGAGCGCGAGGAGACGCGGCGCCGCGCCGAUCAGAACCAGGAGGACGCGGAUGACGACACCAAACUGGUGGACUACUACCUGCUGAAGGUGCUGGAGAUGAGCGACCAGACCCAGAAGAGGGAUCAGACCGGGGAGCAGAAGAAGAGGCUGAUCCGGCCCUCCAUCGUGGAUCCCCGGACGGUGAAGGAGCUGCUGGAGCUGUCCCUGAAGCUCCACGUGCCGCCUCAGGACCUCAUCGACAUGCUGCUGACGGAGGAGCUCCGCAAGCUCCACCGCGACCCCCAGGCCCUGACCCGCUACACGGCKGCCGGACAGACCCCCAAGAUCAGGUACUUCAGCCGCAGACUGCCGCUGAAGGCCAAACCCCCCACCGAUGACAUGGACAGGGAGGACUUUUUGGACAUCAUCGGAGUGGAGACCAUCAGCAACGAGUAUCCCGUGGUGCAGAGACCCAUGAAGACCACCUCACCCGCAGACAGGGUCCCGGCGGCGUCCAGCCCCGCGGGUCCGGUGAAAAUCCCUCCACCCUCAGGCCGCAGGGAGAACCUGUUUUUAUCCGAGCUGAACAAAAUGCCCCUGAAGCGCCAAGCCGACGCUCCGGACGACGACGACGGGGACAUAGAAGACGAGGUGACGACCUACCUGGCGGCCAAGAUCCUCACGGAGUACCCGAACACCGUCAGCAAGCGGGACACGCGCGCGCAGCUGAAGGGCCAGUUCCCCUACGAGCUGUACGAGCGCGCCGUGAAGGACUACAUGGGCCAGGCRGACACUGAGCCGAGGCCGGGGAUCAAGCGGGACCUGGAGGGGGCCACGGAGGAGAACGUGGCGCCCACCGAGGUGCAGGAGGAGAUGCCAGCCAAGACAUCCGCUCCGCAAACCGUGGCUGAAGGAGGAGAAGAGGAGCGCCGUGAGAAAAAGGCAGCAGGGAUGUAAYCCGAUCCCUCCCCUUUCCUCUCUGCAUUAAUAUGAAUAUAGUAUUUAUAUUCUGUCUCAAACACAUAACGUUUGGUGGACGUGAUCUAGUUUACAAGUUUCUAUCAUAAAGAAUAGCUGAUAACACCCUAACAAAUAAUAAACAAUCUAUAGCAAUCUUAGACAUAAAAUAGAGAAACUUAACUGACUGUCCCUACUUGCUGCAAGAACCUAUAUUUUAAUGAGACCAGAAGAGAUUAAGGGUGCAAAGAGUGAUCAGUCCAACCUGACAAAUUUAUGGUGUGAUGUUAAAUGUUUACACUGAACAGUGUUUGUAAACAAUUUGAAUCUAUAACCAACAGAAUGAUGUUGUUUUUUCCACCUAUGUCAAGCUAUUUAUGUCAAUACACAUGUAAAUGAUCAAAUGUAAAUCCCGAUUGGGAUUAUUAUUAUUUUUUAUUUAUACUUGAGCACUCCGGAGGUAAAAUACUGGGGAUUGCCUGCUGCAUAGGACGAGUGUCAUCGUGACUCGUGAUAUUAUUCAGGGUUUGUGGAUUUAUCGUUCCGAGUAAAUUAAGUCUAAAUAUCAGACCGUCGCCUGCCUUCUAACCCUUUCAUACAGCGAAGCUCUGUAUCGUUGGCCUAACCGUGGUUGUGCUUAUUGCUCGUUUUUAAACCAUUUUGUACAUGUUCAACAAUGUGUCACAGGUGAAUAAAGCAUCAGCUGUAUUAUUUUUU